GGCAGAGUCUUCAUCCGAUUUAUGUAACCAAUUGGAUUCAUUAAGAAAUAAAUUAAUUACUGAAGCACCUGAACAGAUUGUUCAAGUUCAAAAAACGGAAGCUUCAUUAAUAGAAACAGUAUCUGCUAUUAUUGUGCCUUUGGAAGGAAUUCAAAAUCUUAUUGUAAAAAUGUUAGAAGAAGAUUUGGCAAAAGAACAAAAAAUUUUAGAAAAAAUACCAGAGAUUCAAGAACAGGAUAUUUUUAGAGAUACGAUAGACACAAUUAGUGAUAAAAAUAUUACUGAAGUAUCUUCAGAAUUUGAACAAGAUGAUAAAUCGAACGAUGACAUCAAACAUAUAGAAAAAACUACUGCACGACCUCUUGAAGAACUUAUUGAAGCUAUAGUUGAUCCUACAAAUGUACGAGAUUCUACGACACCAGAAAAUAUUGAAGAAAUAAAUAUUUUGCAAGAUAUCGGUGAAACAACAACGAAACCUGAUGACUUCGAACAAAUGAACAAAGAAGAAAUGUCAAUGUCUCAAUUUAAAGAUCUACAGCAAGAAAAUAAAGAUGCUGAUAUUAUUGAUAAAUUUGAUAAAGAAGAAGUCAGUGAUUCAAAAGCAGAACAAGUUGCAGUCGUACUUCAAAAAGAAGAAAAAGAAAUGAUCUUACAAAGUCAUCAAGAAGUACAAGAAUCUAUCCCUAAAGAAGAUUCUUCUGAUUUUAUUCAAGAAGAUCUUCAACAACAUAAACCCAAAGUAACUGAAGUUGAAAGUCUAGCUGAAUCGACUCUUCAACAAGCUCCUGAGACAUUUUUGAUGACAACAGAUUCAGAAGCCUCUAAAAUUGAAGAUGUUCGUAAUUUAGAUUCUACAGAAAUUCAAAAAGAAAAUAUAAGAGCAGCAAAAGACGCUAAUGAUGUACAGCAUUAUGGGGUAAACCAAGAAAAUAUUUGUGAAGAAGCAGCUUCUGGAAUUCAAGAAUUGAAAGAUCAAAGUGGUACAGCUCUGUUAAUUGAAGAUUCUGAUAAACUAGUUGAAGGAAUAGUAAUAGAAGACAUUAAAGCCGAAAUAAGUAGCCAAGAUUUGUUAAAUCGAAUUGGAGAAAUUGUUAAGAGUGAGCUAGAUCGACAAAAUGCCUUGGAGUUUGAAAAUGAGAUCUUGCUGGACAAUAUUACGAUAGCUGUUAAGAAAAUGAUGAUAAAGUAUCCGCAAAUAUGUCAAGAGAAUGUUUUUGAAGAAAGUGUCAGAGAUGUUGUUGUAGACGAACUACAAAAGAUCAAGGGUUCAAAUCAUGCUGAUGAUAUUUUGACUGACAAGACUGAUUUAGUUACUGAACUACCAGAGAUCGAAAAGAAAGCAGUUAUGGAAUCAGCGGAAUUUACUGAAGAAAAAGUUCGAGAAAUUAUUCUUAAAGAAAUUUCUAAAGAAAAUAUUUCAUUAGUUGAUGAAGAAAAUCUUUUAGAAGUAAUUGAAGCAAAAGUUCAGCAGGUAGUUCUUCAAGGUCCGAAAGUAUUGCAAGAAUUGAAUAGGGAAGAAAAUAUUCGCGAGGUAGUCGUAGAAGAAUUGCACAAAUUCGAAGAUCAUAGGGCUGAAGAAAAGGCUACAGAAGAUUUAGCUAAAGCUGAGGAGCUUAUAGUUAAAGAAGAAGUGAAGCAGCAAGUGGCAGAAAUAGUAUCUACUGAUAUUGUAGAAGAAAAAAUUGAUGAUCUCGUAAUGAAGGAGCUUGAAAAACACCACGUGGAAGCUGUUGAAAGUAAUAAACUUCUAAAUGUUGUUAAAACUAAAGUACAAGAAUUAAUUUUGACUUCUCCGGAGAUUAAGCAAGAAGAAAUUCUUGAAGAGCAGAUUAAAAAUAUUGUGACUGAAGAAUUACAAAAAGCUGAAGUAUCGAAAAUUGAGAGUGAGAUACAAGAUCUUGUUGAAGCUAGAGCAAGCAUGGAAGUAAGUAAAAAGGAGACAAUUAUUCAGCCUAUUAUAGGACAAGAAUUUGAAGAGAAAGUCAAAGAUAUGAUUAUAGAUGAAUUCAAAAAACAACAAUUUUAUCCAGUUGAAGAUCCUCUCAUAAAAGAAAUUAAAAUAAAGAUCCAAGAAGAAGUUUUGCUGUCAUCUCAUAAGUCAAAAGAACAAAUUACAGAAGAAAUUCUUCGUGAUUUAGUUUCCGUAGAAGUUGAAAAACAUGUGGCUGAUUUAAAAGAUGUUGAGGUUUUCGGUGAAGCUGAAGAAGUCACACCUCAAGAAGAGAAUGAUAAAAAAAAAGAAAAAGCCAUGGUCAGCACAGAAGUUGUCGUUCAAGAAGAAACCAAAGAUUUGAUAACUUCAAAGCUCGAAGAUGAAGCUCAAACAAGCAUUCAGGAUGAUGAAGCAAAAAAUAUUGUUCAGAGAAAAAAACAAGAUGUUUUGGAAAGUGUCGUUAUAUCUGAAGGUUUGAUUAGAGAUGAACUGAAAAAACAAGAUCUUUAUCCAGUUGAAGAUCCUUUGGUAAAAGAAAUUAAAGCUAAAGUUGAAGAAGAAAUUUUACGGUCUUCUCUUGUAGCUGAAGAAAGUGUACCUGAAGAAAUUAUAAAGGAUUUGAUUUCUGUAGAGGUUAACAAACAUGUUGCUGAGUUAAUAGAUGACAAAAGUCUUGACAAAGCACAAGAAAUUAAACAAAUUAUGGAUAAAGAUGAUUCUGAGAAGAAAGAAAAGGAAGAAAGGCUUUGUAAAGAAGAUAUUACUACGGAAAAAACUAAAACCUCAAGAUCUCUAGUCGUUGAAGGAAAGAUUGAAGAAAGAACGCAAGAUGACGAGGGAGAUAAUCUGAUAAAGAAAGAAGAAAUCCUGAAAAGUUUAGUAAUAUCUGACGAUAUGAUUAGGAAUGAACUGAAAAAACAAGAUCUCUAUCCAGUUGAAGAUCCUCUUAUAAAAGAAAUCAAAGCUAAAGUUCACGAAGAAAUUUUAUUAUCUUCUCAUACGACGGAAGAAAAUAUUCCGGAAGAAAUUAUCCGAGAUUUGAUAUUAGUUGAAAUUGAAAAAUAUGCAGCUGAAUUAAAAGAUAGUGAAAGUCUUGGUAAAGCACAGGAAGUUAAGGAUAUUACCGUUUCAUCUGAUGAUAAAGAAAGAAAAGAAGAACAAGCAUUACUUGGUGAAGAAAGUAGUUCGAAAGAAGAAACCAAAGACUUGACAACUCCAGACAUCCAAGAAAAAGCUAAAGAUCGUACUGAAAGUGAUAAAAGUCAAGAAGCUAUUCAGAAAAAACAGCAAGAAGUAUUAGAUAGCUUAGUAAUAUCUGAAGAUAUGAUUAGAAAUGAAUUGAAGAAACAACAUCUUUAUCCAGUUGAAGAUCCCUUGGUAAAAGAUAUCAAAACUAAGGUACAAGAAGUUAUUUUAUUGUCUUCUCAUACACGGGAAGAAAAUAUUCCAGAAGAAAUGAUUCGAGAUCUGAUUUUGGCGGAAAUUGAAAAGCACGUAGCUGAGUUAAAGUAUGAUGAACCUCUCGAUGAAGCUGAAGCGAUUAAAGAAAAUGUGACUUCACAAGAUAUUAGUGACAAUAAAGAAAAAAAAGCUUUGCGUCAGGAAGAAGAAAUGAAAAAUUUGACAACAGAUCAUGAAGAAAAAACUAAAACAGAUAUUCAACAAAAGCGAGAAAUAGUAGCAAGUUCAACAAUUUCUGAAGCACAAAUUGCUGAAAGACCAGCUGACAUCAUUACAGCUGAGACUCUAGACGAUGAAGAAAAGGUUGAGGAUAAAAGUACGCUAGCUAUAACUUCUCAGGAAGAUAUUCCUGAAGAAAAAAUUCAUAAAUUAAUCAUUAAUGAAAUAAGUAAACAAAACGCUAAAUCUCUUGUUGAUGAUGACCUGAUAACAGCCAUCACUAUCAAAGUCCAGCAAUCGAUUAAUAGUCAUCCUGAAAUUGUUAAAGAAGAUGAGUUUCUCAGUAGUGUUAAAGAGAUUGUACAGGAAGAGUUACAAAACCUAGAAGCCAAACUGGUUGAAGUUAAAAACUUCGAUUCAGCAGAAUCAAGAGAAACUAUAUCUUUGAAAAUUUCUGAAGUCAAAGAAGAUGAAAUUCCUGAAGAAGUUCUUAGAGAAAUAAUUAUUGAACAACUAGAGAAACAACAUAUUAAGCCUUCUGAAGAAAGUGAUAUGUUGAAUGUUGUUAAAGAAAAAGUGCAAAGCUUGAUUUCGAAUCAUCCUGAAGUAUGUACAGUAGAUUCUAUAACCGAAAAUGUUCAAGAAAUAGUUACAAAGACAAUAAAAGAGAAUGCAAGAAUUUUAGAAGAACAAGGUCUUGUUAAGAGUGGUAGUGAAAAAUUGAAAGUUCAAACUAUACAAUCAGAAACUGAAGUGGAAAUUCCGGAAGAAGUUAUUCAUGAAAUGAUUAUUGAAGAAGUCCAUAAACAGAAUAUUCAGCCUGUUGAGGAAAAUAAAAUAAUCGAAAAAGUUGAAGCGAAAAUACAGCAAUUAAUUCUUCAACAUCCUGAAAUAUCUGGUCUGGAAACUCUUUCCGAAAAAGUUCACGAUUUUGUAGAAGAAAUAGCUGAAGAAGAAAAUGCGAAGAUUGUUGAAGUGGAUAAACUUCAUCGCGCUGAAGAAGAAAAACAGAGAAUAGAAGUAUUACAGAUGCCAUUAGCAGCUGAGAGUCAAGUUUCUGAAGAAACCAAUAAAAUUGUAGAUGAAAAAACUGAUCAACAAACUGUUAAUGCAACAGAAGAAGAAGGUCUUGUUAAAGCAAUUGAAACAAAAACUGAUGUUUCUACUGAUGAUUCAAAAUCUAAAGAACCUGAAAAAGAGUCGAAAAAAAUUGUUACAGAAAAAUCUGCAAUGCAAGAUGAUAAAGUAUCUGAAGAAGUUAUCGAAGACUCGGUUACUGAAGAAUCAAAAAGACAAGAAGUAGCUCAAAAUAUUACGGAUGAAUCUAAGAAAGAAGGGAAAGAGGCUGAAGAAUUUCUUCAAGGAACAACUGAUGAAGUAUCGAAGAAAGAUGAAAAAGUAUUUGAAGACGUUCGAGAAGCAGAUAAGAAAGUAUCAAAGAGACAAAAAAGCAAAGAAUUUGAUGAAGCUGAAACACAAAAAACUGCUGUAGAUAUAACUGAUAAGAAAGAGACAGAAAAACCAAAGAAAGAUACUCUAGAUGUCGUAGUAGAAACGGUUAAGAAACAGGAAGAAUUAAAAGAAGCUGAAGAAAAUCAAAAAAGUCUUUCUACAGAAAAAAUCAAGGAAGAGUCUGGAGAAAGUAUUAAAGAGAUUUCCGCUGAAAAAUUAACGAAAGAAGAAGUGGCUGAAGUUAAAAAAGAUGAGACUAUUAAAUCUAUCAGUGAUUCAACUGAAAAAACAGAGACUAGCCAAUCUGAAGAUAAAAAAUCAAUUGUAUCGAAAGAAGGCGUCAGUGAGAAAACUGUUCAUGAAUCAGUUGCAGGGAAACCUGAUGAAGAUAUAAAAGAAACUGAGACAAAGAGUAAACGAGAGGAUACCAAGAAAGCUGAUGGGAAGAAAAAGAAAAUUGAAUUAUUGAGAGUUCCAUCAGAAACUCAUGCUCACGUUUCUGAAGAAAUGGUCCAUGAAAUAGUAAUUGGAGAAGUUCAUAAGUUAAACAUCGAACCUUUGGAAGAAGAUACUCUUAUCAAAGCCGUUGAGUUUAAAAUUCAAGGCUUAGUUGCACAAUUUCCCCAGUUGUCAAAAGAAGAAAUCGUUGAAGAAAGCGUAAAGCAGAUUGUGGCUGAACAAUUGCAGGAAGAGAAAGCAAAAGCUUCUGAAUCUGGUGAGACAAUGGAUAAAUCUCAAGUACAAAAAACAAGAGUAGAAGUAUUGCAAACUCCUGCGACAACUCAAAUUCAAAUUCCUGAAGAAAUGGUGCAUGAUUUAAUUGUUGAGGAACUUCAAAAACAAAAUGUAAAAAUGUCAGAGGAAAAUAACUUUGUGAAAGCAAUUGAAACUAAAGUUCAUGAUCUAAUUGCUCAGCAUCCUGAAAUUUCUAGAGAAGAAAUGAUCGAAGAAAGUGUUCGUGAAAUAGUAACAGAAGAAUUACAAGAACACAAGGCAAAUAUUCUCGAAGCUGAAAGACUUGAAAGAGCUCAGGCAGAUGAACAAAAGAGAAAAGUUGAAGUUUUGAACGUUCCUUCAUUAACAAAACUUGAGAUUCCUGAAGAAAAUGUACAUGAUAUGAUUAUUGAAGAGCUCAAUAAACAAAAUAUUGAACCUUUAACUCACGAUAGUCUUGUCAAGGCAGUCGAAGCUAAAAUUAAAGAUUUAAUUGCUCAGCAUCCUAAUAUUCAUAAGAGUGAUAUUCUUGAGGAAAAUGUAAGAGAUAUUAUUACAGAGGCGUGGGCAGAAGAGCGAGCUAGUAUUGUUGAACAAGAAAAACUUACUGAAGCUAGGGAAGAAAUAGUCAAUAAAACAAAAGUCAAGGUACUGCAAAUGCCUCCUAAGGAAGGAGAUGAAUCGAUCGAAGUUACAGAAGAGAUUGAUCAAGAAUCGGAUAUCAAAAAAGCUUUAAAAAAGAAAAGAAAAUCAUCUGACAAAGGUACUGGUAAGAAGGAUGAAAAUAAACGUCAAGGUUCUCCUAAAGACCAAUUAGAAAAAGAUAACAGUCAAGAUAUUGACGAGAAGAAUCGAUCAUCUUUAAAGAAGAAACCUGAAAAAUCGGUAGAUAUCGAUAAAAAUGGUGAAGAAAAGCGACGAACUUCUCUGAACAAUAAAACUGAAACGUCUGAAGAUAUAGAUAAAAAUGGUGAAGAAAAAAGACGUUCGUCUCUUAAAAAGAAAUCCGAAAAGUCUGAAGAUAAAGAUGCUGAAGAAAAGACUCGAACUUCUUUAAAAAAGAAAUCUGAAGAUAAAGAUAAAAAUGGUGACGAAAAAAGACGUUCGUCUCUUAAGAAGAAAUCCGAAAAGUCUGAAGAUAAAGAUGCUGAAGAAAAGAUUCGAACUUCUUUAAAAAAGAAAUCUGAAGAUAAAGAUAAAAAUGGUGAAGAAAAAAGACGUUCGUCUCUUAAGAAGAAAUCAGAAAAUUCUGAAAAUGAAGAUACAAAUGGUGAAGAAAAGCGACGAACUUCUCUAAAAAAUAAAACUGAAACGUCUGAAGAUAAAGAUGUAGAAGAAAAGACUCGAACUUCUUUGAAGAAGAAAUCCGAAAAAUCUGAAGAUAAAGAUAAACAUGGAGAAGAAAAAAGACGUUCGUCUCUUAAGAAGAAAUCAGAAAAGUCUGAAGAUAAGGAUGUAGAAGAAACGGUUCGAACUUCUUUGAAAAAGAAAACUGAAAAGUCUGAAGACAAAGUUAUUGAGGACCAGGAUGCAAAAUUAGAAGAAACGAAAGUUAAACAGCUAGAAAACAAUAAAAUGAAAAAUAAAUCUGAAAUCGCUGAUAAUCUUAAAAAAGAUAAUCAACUUACUAAAAAAGAUGACAUAAAACAGUUAGAUAAACCCCGUGUACAAAAGACUGAAGAAAAAACACGAGAUACCAAAGAAGAAUACCAAAAAGAAAAUAAUUUAUCUCAACUCCGCCACGAGGAGCAAUUACAAGUAGAACAAACAGUAAAAAAACAGCCAUACACAGAAGAGCCUAUCACAAAUUUACCAAAGUCAACCGUUCAUUCGGAAUUAGAUUCUGAAUUUUCCGAAUCUUCCAUGUCAACUCUCAAAAAUGUAUCAUCAAAAGAAAGACCUAAACGCAGUAUUCCACCGAUGAUAGAGAUUGAUUAUGACGAAUCAUCACCACGUGAACCAUUGUCACGUCGUUCUAAUAUCUCUUCACGUAAAUAUCGUGAUCUUGAAUCAAUUGAUCUUGAUGAUAAGAGCUUGGGUGUUUAUUCCACAGACACCAGUAGAACUAGUGGAUUUUCACACGGACCUCGAGAUCGCGGAAAGAAGCCUUCAUUCUGUACAAAACUAACAGACAGAACAGCCGCCGAAAGUUCACGAAUAAAAUUAACUUGUGCAGUUCUCGGUGAACCAGAACCUACAGUUUACUGGUUAAAAGACGGCAAAUUAUUGCCACCGUCAAGUAACAGACAUGGAACAACAAUAGAAAAUGGUAUGGUAUCCCUCGAGCUUUAUACCGUAAGACCUUCAGACAGUGGCGAGUACACAUGUGUAGCUAGAAAUCUCCAUGGUCAAGCAUGCACAGAAGCUAAACUAAAAGUUUACGCCGGGUACGAGCCCACUCCCACGACUCCAACAUUCACAAGAUCCAUCAAAGACACGUAUCUUCGUGAUGAAAAUACUCUUGUCCUUGAAUGCCGGGUGAGAGGUCAACCGACACCAGCAAUAACUUGGCUCAAAGAUGGACAAUUACUGGAAAUAAGCGAUCGUUAUCAGCAGUGCGAUUUAGCCGACGGAAUUUGUCGUUUAAAAAUUUUCCAUCCCGAUUUUUACGACAGCGGACUGUACACAUGUCGCGCAGAAAAUGAUACCAAACUGAGUGACCACACGUCCCAUUUAGUUAAUUUUGAAGCCUCAGGUCGAGCAGCACAAAGCAAUAGGAGCUGGCGUGGCAGCAGCUACCAAGACAUUACGAGUACCGAUAAGGACACUGGAAGACCUCGUUUCUCCAGCUACUUGACAGAUCACAGUGUACCAGUAGGUGGGACAAUCGCACUUCAAGUAGAAGUCAAAGGAGUACCGCCACCCGACAUCACGUGGAUGAGGGCUGACAAAAAAGGCGUGAUUGCCGUUCCCAAAGCUCGAACUUUCGCGGACUCGGGCGUUUAUACUUUAGUUGUUCCUGAUGCAACUGAAUAUGAAACUGGUACCUACGUCUGUCGGGCCAGCAAUCCUUAUGGGCAUGUUGAUACUACAGCAAAUAUUGAAGUUGUAUCGGGAUCUAUGAUGGACGGUGGGAAACCAGCGAUGUUUAUGUCUAGGCCUCCUGAUAAAGUUAUUAUUGUUGCCGUUGGUGAAGAUGUUAGUGUAUCGUUUAGGACAAAUGGUGUCCCUAAACCUAAAGUUAUUUGGAUGAAAGGAUUGAGAGAUAUAACAAGUGGCCCAAGAUCUUACAAAGAAGGGCAUGAUGAUUACGUCAGACUUACAUUGAAAAGAGCGUGUCCGUCAGACGAAGGGACUUAUUGUAUUCUCGUAAAAAAUCGUUAUGGAUGCGAUAGAAGUUUCUUCUCAGUUCAAGUGAAACAGAGAGCGAGAUCAUUGACGCCUUCUCCAGAUUGGGGUCCCGUCGACACUGACAACUUGUUGGCCAACAUCCACGAUAAAGAGCGCUCAUAUGUGAAACAAGUACCGGGGCCUAUUUCAAGUGAACCAGUGGUAAUUGAUGGUGGCCGUAAUUGGUUGGCAUUGACAUGGGGAAAAGCACAACAAAGAGGAUCAGCACCUGUGGUAGCUUACCGAGUUGACGCCUGGCUUUUAGGUGGCGAAGGAGGUGCAAGAUGGGUCGAGCUUGGAGUAACUCCAAUUAACGCAUUUGAUGCGUUUAAUUUACGGCCAGGUGAAGAAUAUAAAUUUCGCAUCACACCUCGAAAUCGUUACGGAUGGGGUGAGCCGGUCACUAUGACAAAUUCUGUCACCGUAAGAGAAGUUGUCAAGUUUCCAGAGUUUACGAAAAUACUUCCGGGACAACUUAAAGCUUUGGCGGGAACAGUUUUGAAUUUAGACUGCGAGGUAAGUGGUGAUUCAUUGGCACACGUUAAAUGGUAUCGUGACACGACGGAGAUAGAAAAUGGUCAAGACUCAAGGUUUACAACUUAUUUCAACGGUACCAAGUGCACAUUAAUGAUUGGUAGUAUAUCAGAAAAUGAUUCAGGACGAUAUGUAUGUGAGGCUACUAAUGCAGCAGGAAGAGUAUCAACAUUUGCACGUGUGCAGGUUGUUGAAGAUCCUAAAAUUGUCGAAGCCGAUUUAAAACUACGCAAAAUGAAAUCAUCGGAGGUUGCUAAUGAAGAAAGACCACCUGAAUUUACGAUGAGACUUCGAGACAGACGUGUCCAAGCAACUUAUCCAGUAAGAUUGACGUGUCAAGUGACAGGAUAUCCCGAGCCAGAAGUAACAUGGUACAAGUAUCGCGAGGAACUUUAUUCCCAAGAGAAUAUAUCAAUUUGGAAUGACGAGGCUCACUUUCACACGCUAGAAAUAAGUCGAUCAACGAUUGAUGACUCUGGUAUUUACAUGGCACGUGCUAAAAAUAUUUAUGGAUCUGUAUCGUGUCGUUGUCAUCUGACUGUUGACAAGGGAAUUCGUGCCUACAUUGCUCCCGAAUUCCUGCGUCAUCUCGAUUCUAUUUACACAGUUAAAGCUGGUGGUGAACUGCGUAUGACUGCGCAAAUUGAAGCUUAUCCUACUGUCGGAGUUACUUGGCACCGAGACGGUCAUCGCUUACGUCCGAGUCGAGACGUGGUCAUGACAUUGAAUCACGAUGGAUCUGUUGAACUUGACUUGGCUCAUGUGACACCAAGGGACGCUGGGUUGUAUUGUUGCACUGCUACAAAUGAAGUUGGCCAAACUGAAACAACGACUCGUGUGACAGUUCUGGAUAAUGAUGAUACUAAGGACGUCAAUCAAUCAUUAGCGGGCGAGUCAGAAGACAUACCUUUCUCGAAAGAGCCGGUGUUUGUGACGAAACCCUUGUCGACGGAGGCAUUUGAAGGUGACACGGUUAUAAUUUCAUGCGAAGUUAUCGGUGAUCCGAAACCGGAAGUUAUCUGGCUAAGAGAUUUUCUACGGCCGGAUUACUACAAAGACGCUCCACAUUUCCGAAGAGUUGGUGCUGGACCACAGUAUCGUCUAGAAAUUCCAUACGCAAAAUUAGACUUCACUGGAACUUAUUCAAUAAUUUCUAAAAAUUGUCAUGGAGAAGCCAAAGCGGUGAUUUCACUUCAAAUUUACGCUCGAGGCCAAGGAAAAGAGGACAGCGAUAUGGAAUCAACAAUAAAACACGGUAACGUGCAGACCUUGCCGGUGAUUAAGAGACCGCUGCGAGACUUGAGAUGUUGUGACGGCGAUGCUAUUACUCUGGUAUGCAAACUUCACGCCAAACCGGAACCAAACAUCAGAUGGGAAAAAGGAGGAAAAAUUCUACCACUCGGUGGUGAUUUCACUGCUGACUUUGACGGAGAGACUUCGAGAUUGAGUAUCCAUCACGUUUACCCAGAGGAUGAGGGAGAAUAUACUUGUGUUGCUUACAAUGAACUAGGAAAAGCCUUUACUUCCGCUUGUGUAAUAGUAGAUGUACCUGAAGGCAAAGAGACUGCUUUAAGUAGAAGAUUAACAAAACCUCCAGGUUUUUUGUCUUCGAACUCAACGCCUAUUUCAACCCCACGAUCAACUCCAGUAAGAAGUCUCUCGCCUUCGUGUGCUUGUAAGCGCGAAGUUAAACCAGUUACUAAAAUACCCCGUGGAUAUACAAGCGGAAGACGACCAAGAAUGCCCACCAGUCCUAAAUUUUACGCAGUUCCUCACAACAAAGUCGCGGAAGAAGGGGAAACUGUUAGAUUUCAGUGUGCUAUUGCCGGACAUCCCGUGCCUUGGGUUACUUGGGACAAAGACGGAAUUUCCAUAACACCAACCGCAAGAAUAACAUUUAAAGAAAGUGAUGACGUGAGAGUCUUGGAAAUAAAUGAAAUUACUCAUGAAGACGCUGGACUUUAUCGCGUAACUUUGGAAAAUGAUGUCGGUAGAACUGAAGCAACCGCGCGAUUAGAAAUAAUUAAAGGCCGUCGUAGUUCUAUUUCAAGACCAAUCCGUACCAGGAGUGCAUCACCAAGGACUUAUUCUAUUUAUGGUGGAAGAAACUCGAGUCCUACACCCAGAUCAGAUAGUCGAUUACAGCCUCCACGUGUUAGCGACACAUAUUCAGGAGGAAGAGGAACGAUAAGUCCUACGCUUCCUAGAUGGCAUUAUAGAAACGGUAAAGCUGUCAAAGCUGAUGAAAAAAUGAAUACGGAGACAAGUUCUGCGGAACUUAAUAAACCUCGAAGUUCUUCUGUACCAAGACACUGCUUAAUGGAACGUGAAAAAUCGAAUGCUAAACAAGUCCCUCCGGCUACAGAGUCUCUAGUAAAGUCCAAAAAAACUCGAGCAUGUCAACAAGUCGCUUCUCCAACUCAGUUGCCAACAAAAAAAACAUCUAUACCAGUAAGACGAAAAUCGCCGGUUAAAUCUAGCAAACAAGGCUGUAAAAUUGAAAGUAAUGACAAAGAAAAAAAUGGUAAAGAUAAAAAUUUUAAGAAAAAGGCUAAGGAUAAAGAUAAAUCGUUGAAAGAAGAGCUCAAGUCUCCAGUUAUUUUGACAGUACCAGCAGAUAUCAUAGCACUGAGAGGCGCUAAAGUGAUGCUUCUAGCUACUUAUGAUGGUUAUCCUAAUCCAUCAGUAAAAUGGUUGAGAAAAGGUCGUGAUGUGACAUUGAAUGAUAAAACCGAAAUUGAAACCAGCGCAGGUCUCACCUGUCUGACCUUGUCGAAUGUGACAGCUGAGGAGGCAGGAAAAUACGAAGUGUUUAUUGAAAAUAAACUGGGAAAAGAUUCGCGCCACGUCAACGUAACUGUCGAAGGUCCUCCAGAACCACCGGCAGGUAGUCCAGCCGUCCAAACUAUUAAAGACUCAAGAGGCGUGACGUUGAGUUGGAGAUCUCCAGUAUACGACGGCGGUUGUGCUGUCACAGGGUACUCAGUUGAGAUGAGACGAGGGGAAGAACCGUGUUGGAUUGCUGUAGCAGAAGCCAAACACUCGCUCAGUCAUACAAUCCGCGGACUUGACUCUGACACGUCUUACAGAUUUAGAGUAAGAGCUGAAAAUAUUCAUGGAUUAAGUGAACCAGGAAUGGAAUCCGAGACAGUGAUUAUAACUAGCAGUGAAACAAGAAAAAUAACUACCAAUAUUUCGGGAUUUUAUUUGGAUCCUGAUGAGGAUACUGAAGACGAAGUAGAACCGGUAUAUGAGCCAUGUGUUGUUACACCAGAACCUGGAUUUUUAUUCGACGAACGUUACAAUGUACUCGAAGAACUGGGCAAAGGUAAAUAUGGAAUCGUAAGAAGAAUUGUGGACAAAUCAAAUGGGUCAAGUUUUGCCGCUAAAUUUAUAAGAACAAUAAAAGCUAAAGAUCGCCAGCAAGUUAAUGAUGAAAUAAAUAUUAUGAAUAUGCUGAGGCAUCCUAAAUUACUGAGACUAAUUGCUGCUUUUGAAGGCCCUAAAGAAAUGAUUAUGGUGACGGAAUAUAUUUCUGGUGGUGAAUUAUUUGAACGAGUCGUUGCUGAUGAUUUUACUCUUACGGAAAAAGACAGUAUACUUUUCGUAAGACAAAUAUGUCUGGGAGUUGAAUACAUGCAUGACAAUCUUGUUGUUCAUUUAGAUUUAAAACCGGAAAAUAUAAUGUGUCAAACGCGAACGUCUCAUCGAAUAAAAUUAAUAGACUUUGGUCUUGCGCAAACGUUAAAAGUCGACACACCAGUGCGCGUAUUAUUUGGAACUCCAGAAUUCAUUCCACCGGAAAUAAUUGGUUUUGAGCCAAUUGGUACCGAGUCUGACAUGUGGAGUGUCGGAGUUAUUUGUUAUGUUUUAUUAACUGGACUCUCACCAUUUAUGGGUGAUAAUGACGCCGAAACUUUUGCAAAUAUCACUCGAGCAGACUUUGACUUUGACGACAAAGCGUUUCACGCGAUAUCAGAAGAAGCUAAGGACUUUAUCAGUAGACUUCUGAUUAAACGAAAAGAGUCAAGAAUGUCUGCUAAAGAAUGUUUGAAGCAUCCAUGGCUUGCACAACGUGCUGAAAGCAUGAGCAGAGUUGCUUUGCCAACAGACAAACUUAAAAAGUUCAUAGUACGAAGAAAGUGGCAGAAAACAGGCAAUGCAAUUCGAGCAUUAGGAAGAAUGGCUAUUCUUUCAGCCAACACAAGAAGAAAUACUGAAUUACUAACUGACAUGUCUAAAGAAUUAUCCACACCGACAAGUGAAAUAGAAACAAUUCUUACUGAUGAUUCACUUGAUGGAAUUGUUGACGACAAUAUUGACAUUGAAAAAACUUCCAUUCCUGAAUUUUUAAACGGUAAAAUGGCUAAAGAUGAUUCUGAUGAAUUACAAAUAACAGAAUUAUCAUCAUCUGAUGAAUACGCGGAUUCUCAUGAUAAUGAUAACGCCGAUUCGCCGACAAUUAUUGAAACCCAACGAUCUAUUAGUCCAGACGAUUAUACAAAGAUUGAUGAUAAUAAUAAAAUUAGUAAUAGUGAUAGUUUGACAAGUGAAAAUAUAGACAAUGAUUUAAUGUGUAGAGAUUUUAAAAUUUUAUCUGAUGAAAAUAGUAAUAAAACAGAUACAUUUAUUUCGGAAGUAAAUUCAAGUGAUGAAAAUCUUUAUAAGGUUGAUAUUAGUUUAGAAAGUUUAAAGACGACGACUGAAAUCCAAGAAGAAUUUUCGUCGAAUUUUUGUAGUAUUACGUCUCUUCAUAUAAAUGAGCCGUUUUUUGAAGCUAAGGAAGAAAUAACAAUAAGUCUUAUCAAUGACGAUAAGGAUAAUAAUAAAUUUGUAGAUUUAAUAGACGAGCAAAACUUAAAAACUAAAUCAUCUAUUAUUGCUGAUGACAAUGACAAUAAUAAAGUUCAAGUAUCACGUCCUGAUUUCAUUCCAAUACAAAGUAAUACUAAUUCGCAUGGAAGUGUUUGUAAGCCUUGGUCUAAAACUAAUUCUUCAAGUUUAGACAACGAAGACGAAGUCUCACGGGUAAAAAGCCACAGUCCAAUGCGUAGAAUAGUACGUACCGGAAGUGUGAGUCGAACAGUUGACAUGUUUGAGCAAGAACAAGUUUCCUCGUCAGGUCGACAACAAUUGAGCCCCGGCAGCCGAAUUGUUCUUCCCGCUGCAAAUGCACGACCUCAGAACGAAAGAAUCCGAAAGGCGUUUGCUUUUUGGAAUAAAUAAAAACUGACACCAUUCGAUAACGAAAAAUUAUUUAAUUCAUAAAUAAUACGAGCAAUUUUUUUUUUUUUUGAAUUUUUAUCAUUGUACUUACUCAUUUUAUUUUAUUUUAUUUUUAAAGUUUGAUCCAAAUAUUAAUUUUUGUAGUAACUUAAAUCAUUAAUUAAGAUAUAAUUAAUGGAUUUUAAAUUGACAGUUAAUGUCUAAGUGUAAAAUACAUAUGUACUAAUGUAAUGAUACGACAAAAAGAUGUAUUUAUGUAU
Microplitis demolitor is the source of this 15069-nucleotide messenger RNA. RefSeq names its product titin. Bases 170 to 14809 code for a protein of 4879 amino acids. Gene Ontology annotation, biological process: protein phosphorylation. The transcript is spliced from 24 exons. Gene Ontology annotation, molecular function: protein kinase activity; protein binding; ATP binding. NCBI's taxonomy places the organism in Eukaryota, Metazoa, Arthropoda, Insecta, Hymenoptera, Braconidae. The record is from RefSeq and is a predicted model, not a curated record.